UCUACAUACUGAUUGGUUGCCUAGAUACGCUCUGGCCAUUCACGUUACAGUAUUUUAAAUACGAUUCACAAUUAAAGCGCGAACUGUGAUAAUCCAAUUCCGGAAAGCAAUUAGCACGCUUAGUGUUUAAGAUAUUGGAAGAUAAAUAUAAAUUGUACGAAGUAGGUGAACAUGAAUGGGGAAUACUUACGAUUUCUGACAACAUACUUGAAGAACCGUCGGAACUAAAUUGUAACAAACAUAUGGACCAUUUAGAUCUCCUAAGCCAUUUUUUUGAGCAACCACAAGUCAGUGAAGCUGAGGCUCAGUCAUCUGUUUGGGAUGCAAGUUUCACUGUGUCUAAAGUGAAACACAAAGAUAAUGAUGACAGUAUACCUUCUACCAUGAUGGAAACAGAAGCUGUUAUUAGUGAUGGAGAUGAAAAGAGAAAUAUAGAAGGAAGUGUAGGCAUGUUUGUUAGUGAACUGCAAGUCUCUAGUUUUAUAAUCGAGGGUGUUGUAGUGCUUAGACAUGAUGAAGAUAAUCUGAUGCUGUCAUUAGUAACUGUUGCAUAUUUGCUAUGAGAUGACUUACUCUCAUUAAAUUAAUUAAUGCUAAUGCAAAAGAUUUUCUGUAUAUGUAUGAAUGCAUGCACGAACACUUCUGUUCAGAUCACAAAAUCUUUGCAUACCAAAAGAGAUGAAAGAUAUCUUGUACAAUUUAUGUUACUCCUUCAGAUAUUUUGGGUUUAUUGAGGUUAUUUGUUUCUUCACUUAUUUUUAGAUCUCUUGUUAAGUACAGAUGAUACAUAGCAUCAGGCUGGGAUAAUACAGUAGUACAAUGGAACCUACCUGUCAAACUACAUAGCAUCCCAUCCCAGAAGACUGUGAUCUUCAGAGUAUCAUGUGAUUGUACUUUUACUUCAGUCCUUACAUCAUUUUAAGUUUUCAUAAAAGCUUUUGUGUCUUCUGCUGAUCAUAAUCUGCUUCAAUAUUUUAUUUUAAUUCCAUCAUUUCAAUGCAAACAAGCUAACAAUGUUACAGCUUUUUAAAAUCCGUUUAUUUUAUUGUAUCUUAAGUUUGAAACUUGUGUUUUUUUAUAUUUUUGAGCUGGAGAUGGUUUACGAAAUGAGUCACUAAACCUGAUAUGCCAUUUGGAUGAGCAGAUGGCCACAGUUGAGCAGUUGAGCAAUGCCUCAGAGCAGCAGGUGGCGUACGUUUUGUCAAAUUUGUCAGAUGCAGGCCUGUGUCACGUGUGCACACUUAUAUGCUCAAUGUUGGCAAGUGAGCAGAGCAAACUUGGGUCACUUGUACGUCUUCUUCUUCUUGUGCCUAGGGUGGGUAACGCCACUGAUCUCAAAAUAUACAAUAACCUUUUGUGCUCCUAAUAGAUAAAUUACUCUUUCUUGUAUGAGAUUUGAGGUUUUCAUAGUGGUAAAUAUUCAUAUAGUGACCCUCCAGACAAUGACACCAAGAAGUGUGAUAGGUGAUGACCAACAUUUCAGAGGAAAUUGGCUGUCACCAUCUUCAGGGAUGUCUGCCUUGAAGAUGGAAGCUGCUAGUUCCUCGAAAAUAUUGGUAAUCACCUAUGAGACUACACAGAAGACCACAGCCAAAAUGUCACUGCUGUGAAAUUCUCAAAUCUUACCCACUUCAUAUGAUGCUAUUUUUUUUUCUUUU
Molecule: messenger RNA, 1658 nt
Organism: Cryptotermes secundus
Lineage: Eukaryota; Metazoa; Arthropoda; Insecta; Blattodea; Kalotermitidae
Exons: 2
Coding region: 243-563 (106 amino acids)
Source: RefSeq, a predicted model, not a curated record